CCGAAGUUGCAGCAUUUUCACAGCAGAAGAAGAAGAAGAAGAAAUGGAAAACAGAGAUCGCCUGAGAGUUCAAAAGAAGAAACCCAUUAAGCGCAGCAGCAGAAGGAAAGUAUCACUGAGAAAGGUUUUGGAUUAUCUCAAGUCUGAUACUUUCAUGUAUGCCCCUCUUCUCUCUCCGCUACCCUCUUCUCAUGCUUUCAACACCUUUCCUUCUGAAGUUGUUGAAUUGAAAAAACCUGUGAAAGAGAGGCAGUGGCUUGGGGAGUAUCUCAUAUCUGAUGUUUAUAUGUAUGCUCCGCUGCUUCAUCUUCCCCAUUCACCUCAAGAACCUCUGCGAGACUGUAGAAUGAAUAGGAUGGAUGAUUCUACUAGAAGGUUGACAAUGAAAGUUAAUCAACAAACUGAUCAUUUAGGAAAUGCAAACCAAAGUUCUGAAAGUUAUCUUCGUCAAACAGGCCUCUCUAAUCUGCAUACUUGGAGACACCCAGAGACUCUGAAACAUACUGUGUACCAAGGAAUUGUGACCCUCAACUCGCAGCCGAGAGCUCAUGGUUGAUUGAAACUUUUGGAUAUUGCUGUGAACAUAACAUAGAAGAUAAUAACCUAUACAUGCUGUUCUUUUCUUUUAGGUGUACAUAUUAUAAAUGCGUGUAGAAUUUUACUAGUUAUCGUUUUCGUUACUUAAUUAAUAGAAUAUGCUAGUGUGCCAUGUAUCAACUUUGACAUGCAUUUCAUGUAACGUUUAUUUCAAUUGUAGUUUGAACUUCCUUAUUAAUUAACCGU
Messenger RNA from Cajanus cajan (pigeon pea), 783 nucleotides. RefSeq lists its product as uncharacterized. The record is from RefSeq and is a predicted model, not a curated record. Lineage: Eukaryota; Viridiplantae; Streptophyta; Magnoliopsida; Fabales; Fabaceae.